Messenger RNA from Tyto alba (common barn owl), 1861 nucleotides. It is a transcript of the gene DMRT2, whose product is annotated as doublesex and mab-3 related transcription factor 2. Gene Ontology annotation, cellular component: nucleus. The coding region runs from base 204 to 1715 and encodes 503 amino acids. The transcript has 4 exons. NCBI's taxonomy places the organism in Eukaryota, Metazoa, Chordata, Aves, Strigiformes, Tytonidae. Gene Ontology annotation, molecular function: RNA polymerase II cis-regulatory region sequence-specific DNA binding; DNA-binding transcription factor activity, RNA polymerase II-specific. The record is from RefSeq and is a predicted model, not a curated record. Gene Ontology annotation, biological process: regulation of transcription by RNA polymerase II; sex differentiation.
CAGACCCGAUCCGUCUCGUCUCGUCUCGUCUCGUCUCGUCCCAUCCCGGCCCGGCCCGCCACGCAGCGACCCCCCGACGGCGCGGUGCCGCGGCCGUCGAGAAGCUUUGUAGCCGCGGGUGCGGGGACCGGGAGUCCCCUGCCUCCGGCUGCCGGGCUCGGACGCUGAGCCGCGGUGAAUGCAAGCCGCGCCGCCGAGGAGCCAUGGCUGAGGGACGCGCCGCCGACUGGGAGAUCGACGUGGAGAGCGUGGAGGGGGAGGUGACCGAGGCCCCCGGCGCGCCGCGCAGCAGCACCGGCCCGGAGGAGGAAGAGGAAGGGGAGGAAGGCGAAGAAGCGGCGGCGGCGGCGGCCCCGCGGCGGGGCGAGCCGCGGAAGCUGAGCCGCACGCCCAAGUGCGCCCGGUGCCGCAACCACGGGGUGGUGUCGUGCCUGAAGGGACACAAGCGCUACUGUCGCUGGCGCGACUGCCAGUGUGCCAACUGCCUGCUGGUGGUGGAGCGGCAGCGCGUCAUGGCCGCCCAGGUAGCCCUCCGACGGCAGCAGGCCACCGAGGACAAGAAGGGGCUGGCGGGGAAGCAGGCGAGCCUGGAGCGCAAAGCUGUGUACCAGAGGCACGCCCGGACGCCCAGCCUCCUGGCCAAGAGCAUCCUGGAAGGUUACCGUCCUAUUCCAACAGACCCUUACCUGGGAGGGAAUUCACCCUUGCCACCUCCUGUAAGUGACAGGAUGAGAAAGAGACGGGCUUUUGCUGAUAAAGAGUUGGAGAACAUUAUGCUAGAGAGAGAGUAUAAAGAGAGAGAGAUGAUGGAAGCUACACAAGCAGCUGCCCUUUUUCUCCCUAACCGCAUGAUGCAUGGAGCUGAAUACAAUUCGUAUAAAACAGCCUUCAACACUACUCAAGCUGAGACUCCAAACAAGGAGUUUUGCAAUUUUUUGCCAACCUGCCUUGAUCUAACCAUGCAGUAUUCAGGAUCCAGCAACAUGGAACUGAUUUCUUCAAAUGUCAGUGUAGCUACUACCUACAGGCAGUAUCCCCUGUCAUCCAGGCUCUUAGUGUGGCCCAAAUGUGGUCCCAUUAGUGAUGCUCUCCUCUACCAGCAAUGCCUGUUGAAUGCUACUACUGUCCAAGCUGUCAAACCUGGGACAGGUUGGGAUGCCAAGGUCUCACAAAGCCAGGACUGUCCAAACACCGAUCACGACAUCAUGUCUCCAAAACUGGAAAAUUCAUUCAUUCUGACCCACACGCAAGACGUUCAGCAGACAUGUAAUGAGAUGCCAUGCCUUCCUCAGGAAGCUCGUGAGAGAUCAGCUUUCUCUCCUCCAAAAAGGACUUUCUCUCAAAUUUCUGAUAAGGAUUCUCUGACUCCUCAGGAACAGGUAUUAAGCAAGAUCAGUAAAGACAGUGCCAAGCCCCCUCCACCGUUCAAAUACAGUCCAUUUCAAUCACUGUUCCAGCAAAGGCUUCCUGACAGAUCAGGAGCAGAAUUGAGAACAUCCUUUGUGAAGGAGGCUUUUGAAGAUGCUCCUAAGAAAUACAGAGAGUGUGCCAUUAAAGAGAACCAAAAAUACAAGUUUACAAUAGGCAAAUGCACAAAAGACUUAUUUGCGGCCAAACAGCCCACAACAAAACUUUCAACAGCUGAGCCACUGUCAUUUUCAGUUGAAUCCAUCCUUAAACGACCUUCUUCUGCAGUUGCUAAUGUCUCUCAAUGAGUAAACUAUACCUUCAAAGUAGUGAGUUUCUAUGCUUUGCCUUCUGCAGAAUUGCUACUGCCUGCCUUGCCCCUUAAAAGAUUUGUAGGGAGGAUUUGCUGCUGUAAAUGGUAAUCCUUUCUUUUAUCUCAAAAUGAUGUAGAUAA